Heterocephalus glaber (naked mole-rat) is the source of this 4660-nucleotide messenger RNA. RefSeq names its product synaptotagmin 17 (gene Syt17). The record is from RefSeq and is a predicted model, not a curated record. NCBI's taxonomy places the organism in Eukaryota, Metazoa, Chordata, Mammalia, Rodentia, Bathyergidae. Gene Ontology annotation, molecular function: calcium ion binding; phosphatidylserine binding; SNARE binding. Gene Ontology annotation, biological process: calcium-ion regulated exocytosis. Gene Ontology annotation, cellular component: plasma membrane; exocytic vesicle.
CCGGAGAAAAAGGGUGCGGAGCGGCAACCUGUGCCGCGGCGGCGCUGCGCCCCAGGAGGAGAGGCAGGGACCCUGGGGCCCCGGGAAGGACGGCCGUGUGGGCUCUGCACGCGCCCCCGCCUCUCCGCAGGGAAGGGGCGAGGCGGACUUUUCUGGCCCCUGCCCGCCCCUCCCUCUUUCUCUCCCCGGCCUUCCCCGGCACCCCACCCCAGGGGAGGGGCCCAGCCGGGGCGCGCCAGCCGCGGCCCACCAGCUGCCGUUGCCGUGGUGACAGCUCGGGCUAACGGGCCAGCGGAGCGAGCUGGAGGCAGCUGUUCCGGCCAGGAGGGACAAGGACGACGGCGUCCCUCCCGGGCCCUGAGUGUCGAGGGUGGGGGACGCGCAGAGGCCGGAGCGCACUGGAGGGAAGCGGCGACAGGUCAGCGUCAAGGUCACACAUCCAGACCCGCAGUCACAUCCACUGAGCUGCUUGUUCCUGGGGCUGGCACCUCUGAGCCCGAAGCCAACAGGCUCCUGCGGACAGGGGCUCACAGCCUGUGCCCCCAGUCUCAGCGGGGGGACUGCUGACCCCCUAGUUCUCGGGCUCGCACAUCCCUUCAUGUUGUCCUCAGACUCAGCCCUCCAGGACUCUAUGGUCUGUCACCUGGUGGAGGCUCCCCCACACCUCUCGUGGCUUACUGGAUUGGCUCCCUUUUCCUGGAAUCCCUAAGUCCUCAUUUCAGGUUCGGUGAAGGUCACAUGUACUGUGCACCUGGCUGUGACCCGGAUGUUACUGGGGCACCAUUCAGCAGUCAUCAGACAAAUAACCACCAACUGUGCAUCUGGACUAGGUGUACAGUGGCACAGUCUCUGCCCCUCUGCAUGAAUGCGCCAUCUAGUGAGACACGGACCUUGCACCCUGUUUCUGUGAUCCUUAGUGACGGCUUGCAGCACGGAGAAAUUAAGUGACUUGCCCAAGUCCAGAGUCUCUUAAGGGUCAGGUGGGAUCUAAACUGCAGCAUGGUGAAGGGGGCUCUGGGGCAUGUGUUCAGCAUCUCUGUAAGGCUGGCCAGUGAUAUUGCUGAACUUUCUCUGUAAAGUGCCAGAUAAUAAAUACUUUUCUCUGAGACUCACAGAGGCUCUGCCUGUCACAAUUCAACUUUGAGUGUGCUGCUGAAGCAGCCAUGGAUGAUAGUAAAUGAAUGGGCGUGGCUGUGUUCUAAUAAAACUUUAUUCCUAGGGCCUGGGGUACAGCUCAGUGACAGAGCAUUUGCGGAGCAUGGAUCCUCAGUACUGAAAUUUGAAUUUUAUAUACUUUGCACAAGUCGAGAAAUAAUAGUCAUUUUAUUGUUCCCAACCGUUUAAAAACCUACCUACAUUCUUAGCUCAAGGGCUGUGUAGAAACAGGCUUGGAGCUGGAUUUGGGCUGAGCAUGCAGCUACUGUUAGGGUAUCUGGGCUCUCCGUUCUCCCGCUUCCUGGCCUCCAUCAGUUCUCCUGUGAGGGGCAAAGUUAGGAGGGCCUCAGCAGACCUGGGGACCUUGGGGCAUCUGCCUGGACCCCUUCCUUGCUCUCUCUUUGCUCCCAGACACUCAUCUUGUGCCUGGGCCCUGACAAAGUCGCACAUCUUCCGGGGCCCCUGUGGUGGGCCUGUCUCUGCCUGUUGUGGUUUUAUAGGUGGUUCUCUUUGGAUUGUCCUGUACCUCCAAAACACUCCCCUACAUUGAGAGCACGGGAACGGGUUGUUGUAGACAAGUGCCAUGCCACUUUAUUCCGAACUUGAAGCCCUGUCUCAGGCGAGCGCCACGAAGGCGUAGCUCUUUGCUGACUGCACUGCAGUAUCUGCCGGGACAGUGCCUGGUGCCUGCUAGCGUCCAGUGGGCCUCGACAGCCACCUUGUUCUCCUGCGCCACAGAAGGGCUGUGUUUACUUUGCAGCUGUACGGCGGCCAAGCGUUUCCUGGUCGGACUCCACUCUCAUCCCAGCAGCCUCCCUUUAUGGAGAGGCACGCUCCCCUACCAAAGAGAAGACGAAACAGGCUCAGAGAGGCGCCUGACUCGUCAGCGCAUAUGAUGGGUGGGUGAGGUGAGACCAGGACUAGGACUUCUCUGCUUGGCUCUGUGUGUCCUUCAGCACCUGCAGACCUUGUGCAGUGUAUGGGUUGAGUUUGGUUUGGAGGAGUUUGGGAUUAGCGUCUUUGUCUCCCAAGCUGCAGUUACUCCUUUACCACCUCAAGGGUUGUGAAUUUUUCACCAGCCACAUAUCACUUGCAAUAUUUUUACUAUAAAUGGACUUUUUUAAAACUUGAAAUCACAUGAAAAGAGUAAACUUUAUGGCAGUAACAGGAAACCAGAUCACAUGUUGUAUGCAGAAGGCAAUUGGGAAAAUAAACACAAGGGGAACAGAGCCAUGUUAUUAACCUUGGGCUGGGUAGCGUUGUGUCCAAGCUGGGGUCUGCUUGUUUUGUUUCAAAGGAAGUGUGGGGUCAAGGGUGAGGGAUGAGACCAAACUGACACUUUCUCUUUCUUGCAAGAGAAAUAACUGAGAAAGACAAUGAACAUGGUCCCCUUGAUUUCAAAGUUCUGAGUUUGGGUCCCAACUGGGUUCAUCUCUGGGAUGAACACAGAACUCUUAACCUACCUGACUCUCUUGCCCAAGGGGAAAGCCAUCUAUCUGGAAGAAGAACAUGGGGAUGAGGGGGUGGGGCCAAAAGAGGGGGGGACUCCCCCUCCCCCUGAGGACCAGCUCAUGGCUUCCUGGCUGAUUCCCCCCGUUAGUAGGUGGUCAUAUGCAACUCCCCACCGUCACCAUUGGAGCGGAAUUGGAAGGUAGGGCUUCCGGGAGGGCGGGGGAGCCCAGUGACAGCCACGCUGUGCUUGUUAGCUAAUCAGGUCCUGUUGGGUUGGCUUCAUGGCUAUUUCUGUAUAGGAAGGUUUACGAUUCCCCUGAAGUGUGGCUGCAUUGGAUAGCAUGACUAUCUAUCCACCCGCUCUGAUUCAUAACAGCAUACGGUGCAAAUCAGAUCGAAAUGCUAAAGUUGCCCAUUCAUUCGGUGUUGGUUAACCAGAAGGCUACCAGCAGCCCUGAGAAUAGCAAUACCUUGUUAGCAAGUCAGCUCCCUCCUCAGGAUGUUGGAACCACUAAACGAGGGUUUUCUUUCUAGAAUCUCUGACCUGCUGCUGUGCAGAUGGACCUGCCGGCAUUGCUGUCAGAAGUGCUACGAGUCCAGCUGUUGCCAGUCCAGCGAGGAUGAAGUUGAAAUUCUGGGACCUUUCCCGGCCCAGACUCCUCCCUGGCUGAUAGCCAGCCGGAGCGGUGACAAGGACGGCGACUCUGUCCACACGGCCAGCGACGUCCCGCUCACUCCGCGGACCAGCUCCCCGGAUGGGAGGCGCUCAUCCUCAGACACAUCCAAGUCCACGUACAGCCUGACCCGGAGGAUUUCCAGUCUUGAGUCUCGACGGCCCAGCUCCCCGCUCAUCGAUAUCAAACCUAUCGAGUUUGGCAUCCUCAGUGCCAAGAAGGAGCCAAUCCAGCCCUCGGUACUCCGGCGGACCUACACCCCGGAUGACUACUUCAGGAAGUUCGAGCCCCAGCUCUACUCCCUCGACUCCAGCAGCGAUGACGUGGACUCUCUGACUGAUGAGGAGAUCCUGUCCAAGUACCAACUGGGCAUGCUCCACUUCAGCACACAGUAUGACCUGCUGCACAAUCACCUCACUGUCAGGGUCAUCGAGGCCCGGGACCUGCCGCCCCCCAUCGCCCAAGACGGCUCACGCCAGGACAUGGCGCACUCCAACCCCUACGUCAAGAUCUGCCUGCUGCCCGACCAGAAGAACUCUAAGCAGACGGGGGUCAAGCGCAAGACCCAGAAGCCUGUGUUUGAGGAGCGCUACACCUUCGAGAUCCCCUUCCUAGAAGCCCAGAGGAGGACCCUGCUCCUGACCGUGGUGGACUUUGAUAAGUUCUCACGCCACUGUGUCAUUGGCAAAGUGUCCGUGCCUUUGUGCGAAGUGGACCUGGUAAAGGGCGGGCACUGGUGGAAGGCGCUGAUUCCCAGCUCACAGAAUGAAGUGGAGCUAGGAGAACUGCUUCUGUCCCUGAAUUAUCUCCCAAGCGCUGGGAGGCUGAAUGUUGACAUCAUUCGAGCCAAGCAACUUCUGCAAACAGAUGUGAGCCAAGGCUCAGACCCAUUUGUGAAAAUCCAGCUGGUGCAUGGUCUCAAGCUUGUGAAAACCAAGAAGACAUCCUUCUUAAGAGGUACAAUCGACCCUUUCUACAAUGAAUCCUUCAGCUUCAAAGUCCCUCAAGAAGAACUGGAAAAUGCCAGCCUAGUGUUCACAGGUAACCAGUGCCCAGAUGAACAGUCAGGCCAUUCUCAGAAAUUCCUUCCUUCCCUACUGCUACCCCUUCCCCAAGAGAACCACUACUGGGACUUGUUUCGCCAUACAUUCAUUUUGCCUCUUUCUGACCUUUCUGCAAAUGGAGUCAUACCACUUCUUUUUUUUCUUUUGUUCAACAGUAUUUUUGUGAAUUUUUUCAUAUCACUGUAUGUAGUUGUAGAUUUUUCCAUUCACAUUUUUGAGAUAAUAUGUUAGUGUAUAACUCUACCACAGUGUAUAUGUCCAAUUUUAAAAGCAGAGUGAUUUUACCUGGACAUGGUGGUGCACGCCUGUAAUCCU